This is a messenger RNA of Amoebophrya sp. A120, 6618 nucleotides long. Lineage: Eukaryota; Dinophyceae; Syndiniales; Amoebophryaceae. The record is from the annotation of a GenBank genome assembly.
GCGCAACGUCAGGCAGAAGAAAGUAGAAGAAACCACACUGGUUUUCAAUCUGUUUUUCGCCACAUACAUAGGAAUUCAUUGCAAUAGCAAUCCAAACUGGACUGGCUAUUAGGUCUAGAACCUUGUUUGCGCUUUCUUUGAAUCCCUUCAAAGGUGGCAAUUUGAUAUUUAUUGAUCAUCCAAGAAGACAACUAAGACCUCUCGAAAAUCAUCAAAAUGAAGGGCAGUACCGGCGUAAAAGCAAAAGGCGUGAUGAAGAGCAUGAAGAAGGCUGACAAACUUGCUGUGGCUGAUCAACAGAAGAUGCAGCAAGUCGUCAAGGAGAAGGUCAACAUCACGUCCGUAAAAAUGGCAGUAAUUCGGGAGAACACGAUCGGGAGCAAAAUUACCCCGAACACGUUCCGCUCCCGACAGCCAUCACUGCAAAAAUAUUGCCGCGUGUUCCGGAACGGUAUUCUGGUUCCGUAUUUCAACCCGACCGCCGUACGAAAAGCGAAACAGGCACAGCGGAAACGCAGGGACAAGGCAGGAGCGGGGAAAAACGCGAAGAAAACCGAAAACGAGGAGGACGCGCCUGUGGGGAAGAAAGCUGAGGAAAAGGAUGCUGAGGCAGACGCAUUACUUUCACCCGAGGACGACGAAAACUCAGCUUCCGACUCAGACUCCGCGUCAUCCGACCAAGAAGAGGACUCGGAACGUGUUGAAACGGGCAAAAAUAGUAUGAAGAAACAGAAAGGCAAAGGCCGGGGCAAGAAAGGCAAGAAGGGGGCGAAAAAAGGCACAAAGGACAAGAACAUGAAAACAAGCGGCUCGCUGACAACGAAAAAAGGAAAACACGGCGACAACCUGGAGGGUGGAGAAGAUGAAGAAGACUUCCCGGGUAGUAGUUCCUCAGAUGAGGAGAAUGAAGACGAGGACGGCGACCUGUAUCCUGUCGAUCCCGACCUCGAUGAGCAGUUUGUGGAGAACCUGGCUUUCCCGGUGAAUCUUCGCCAGGAUUUUCUCGAGAGCAUCUGGGCGCAGCAGGCUCUCGUCAUCCGCAACAAUCCGAUUGCUGCGCACAGUCGGGUCCAUUUGUCACACUCAGCCCCGGUUUUGGAAGAUGCGAUGACUUUUGCGAAUAAGUCCAGUUCUACAACCUCGAAAGAAAAGUUAAAAUUGUGGGCCGGCGAGGUUUUCAAGUCUUCUGUACAAACGCUCGCGAAGGCGAAGCACAGCAGCCUGAGACCGGACUUGCCAAAAGCUGCGUUUCCCGACCACUUUGUCGCGAUCCCCCGGGAUCUGGAAAAUGCGACGAAAGCGGACGAAUUUCAGGUAUGGAAUGCGCGGUUCAGCAGUGGAUUCACUCUGGCGAGCUACGUGCCCCUUGAUUUCGCGAGGUUUCAGGAAGCAGAGCGACGGCUGGGUCAAGUCCCGCCGCAGCUCCUACAGGCCUUAAUGUCGGCAUACAGGGAAGACGAUGGUCUUCCUGAAGGUCACAAUUCAGGAGAAGAGAAGUCCGCUUCCAAGAUGGACGAGAAAAGCGGCGACGGAAGCGAGGAAGGCAGCACGAAAGACGACGAAAUGGGUGGCGACAAAAGUUGUAGCGAGGAAAUUAAUUCGGAUGAGGACAUGGAGGUCGAGGGCAUGUCCAGGAGGCGCCUACUAUAUGGCCCGAACUUCGACGAGACGCAAGCUGGCGUGAAGAGGCGCAUGGAAGUGAAGCGCUUCAUGGAGCGGUACCACGCGCUGGUGGAGAACUACCUGUAUAAUCUGGAUAUUGAAGCGUUGGUGCAAAAUACGCCUGAGAAUAGCCGUGGUGAGCAGGAAGUAUUUGUUUGGAUGGACCCGAAUCUGGAAAAUUCGGCGACGACACAAAAAAAGGAUUCCCUGAAGCCUUUACUCAGCAGCUAUGGCGUUCUCAAACGUUACAUUCUCAACUGUUACAUGGAUUUGUCAUGCAAAAGCACCUUAGGGCGGCAGAUGAUCUAGCUGCUUCGCAUGACAAAUUUCGGGAGGGCUAGACAGCAUCUAAAUCUGCGCCAAACUUGUAAUGCAAGAGGCGCAAUCUUCCUCCUUCCAAUUUCGCCAGUCUUGCAUUACAAAUCCAUGUAACAGUUGAGAAUGUAACACUUGAGAACUCCAUAGCAGCACCGGGGCUCUGCGCAGGUAUUUGAACGAUGUCGAGGCCGAAGUUCAGGCCGAAUGCGAUCGAUUGGAAGAGGUGGCAAAAAAGAGAGCACUGAAGAAAGAGUCCGAUCCAACUUCUUCUAUCGCUGCAAAAGCAAACAAUGCCACUACGUCAUCCGGCACGAAUAAGCGUGUCCGCAGCUACUCUGAAGAAUCGUCCUCCGAAGAACCACCGAUACACAAGACUUCUUACGAGGAAGCGGUAGCUGUGGGGUAUGUUGAACGGAGGCACCAGGCCGAAAAUGGUCCCGAAUUGUCUGCUGAACCUCAGAAGCAGAGGCUUCCACUCUUUUCGCGAAAAUUCGAAAAUCCGCGGGAGGCACUUGAUUUGUUCCGCCGAUUGCCGAAUGCUAGCGCCUUGUACUUCCGCGCUCCAGAACUGCUGGAGCAGAAGGCUUUGCCUGCCUUUAUGAAGGAGCUCGGCUUCGAUUUUGCAGGAUUUUUUGAAAACAUCGGCGAGCCUGACGAGCAGGCAGAAAUUCCGGAAAAAUGGCAGAGCGGCGAAGAGGACUCCGAGAUAGAUAUGGAAUCGGAAGAAGAUGAAGACAGUGACGAAGAGGCUGCAGAGCAAGGGAAAACCACUCUGACUUCGAGCAAGCAAAAAAAGCCAGCGGCGAAGAAGAAGCAACAAGCCAAAAAGAAGAAAAAGGAAAAAGAAGAAUCUCAAAGCGAUGCGGGUGACGGUGAGGAGCAAGACGCCAUCAAGGAACGUGUCGACGAAGACGUGAAGAUGGACGACGCCGAAGAGGAUGCGUCGAAUGCUGGUGGACGCGGUGGUCCGGCCCGUGGGCGAGCGAAAAGCAAGGCUGCUGCGAAAAAGGCGCGAGCAGAGCAACUACUAUCCGAAGAUGAAGAUUCUGGGAUGGAGUUCGAUACUGAAACGCCCACAUGGUCUCGGUCGUUGCAAAACGAACUGAAGCAAACGCGAAGCUGCGAGAUCGAAACCUUCAUUUCCAAGAAGGGGCACAUUACCGAUUGGCACCAGGAUUUUCAAGAAAAUUUCACGAUUCAGCUGCAGGGAGUGAAGCGAUGGUACAUCCGCAAGGGCCGCGUGCAGGAGCCGAUCUUAGGCAUUACCCCGCACUACGACGUCGAAAAGGGUGACGCGACCCGCGAAAACGAACUCAAGCACAAUUUGGUCCAUCAGACCGCCGGGGAUGCAUUGCUGAGUUCCAAAGGGCAUGACUACGAAGACUGGGCAGGAAAUGCUCAUCCCGCACAAUGUAGCAGGCUUGGAUGUGGCGGUGGUGAAGGUGCAACGGUCACCGUUUACAACCCACGGCGCGGAAGUUGGCGCACGCAGUCGGAAGAUUUUGAUCUGCAGCAAGACUUUUACCACCCCGAUGAUGCUUCCACCUCCGACUCUGAGAUGGAACGAGCUCUGCGGAUGUCUCGCGCUCGUGGCCCGUCUUCCGCACGAGGCAAUAAGGACAGUGCGGACCCAGCGAAUGAUCCCGCCGCCAAGAAGCAGAUCCAGAAGGAACGGUACGCGACUGAGGAUUUGUUUGGAAAAGUUCGGGGCCGGUGCGAUCCGCGGUCGGCGCAGGCACGAAAGAACAAAGAUUUGCAGCCGCCGUAUGGCGAAAGCGCGACUGACUACCGCCCGGAGGAUGAACCGCUGGAAGAGAGCUGUGACGUCAUCGAUCUGUUCCCUGGGGACAUUAUGUACUUCCCCAGUGGGAUGUGGCACAAGGUUUUCACAGUGUCGGAGGAACCUUCGAUCAGCAUCAAUUUUUCCCUGAACGGGCGCCGGUGGUGCGACGUAAUCGGCGACAGCCUGAAGCAAGUCAUGGCCCGGCAUCCGAGCCUGAGGCAGAAAGUAGUUGGCUGCUUCACCCAGGAGGACUUUCGGGCCAGAGCGGGAGAACAGCUCGUCACGGCGGCAAGAUUCUUGUACUUUUUUCUUCUACUUUUACGUGCUGCAUGUGUAUCCGCUUGGAAUUGCAGGCUGAUUUCUUUUUCUCAUAUCAGGUUUUUGCCCGAAUGCUGUGUUUAGCACAGCUAUUCUGGCUACCCCCCCAGGGAUUUUUUCUGUGGCUUAGAAGGGGAAGCGUGUUGCUUGUGCCUGCAAGGAUGAUAAUAUCUCAGCUCGUGCUGUACUGUCUGCUGCACUGCGGAUAGGGUGCCAGCCGAAAAUUAAUAUCCAAGAAUUCCAACUGACCAGGCACACAUAAGAGAGCGCAGAUGCCAUCAUGAUGAGACUCAUAGCAUAGUUCACCCGGACAGGUCCUCACAGGGCUGGCUGGCGAGACAACCAAAUCCAAUUGAUAGUCCUGACAAAACUUCAAAGUGCAAUAGUUUCGUCGCGAAGCUGCCUGAAGAGGCGCUCGGGCUCACCUCUACAUGAGUUAGAAGAUGAUGAGAUUCUUUUACAGCAUAGUUCACCCGGACGGAUCUUUGCAGUAUCCACUGGCGAAUUAACCUACAUCCAAUUGAUAGUCCUGAAGAUUCAUAUUCGUAUGAAGAUAAAGAAACAGUAUGCACUAGGUACUGGUUGGCAAUGAUUUUCUGGUGCUAAUACAACCACACAGGACCAAAUCGUAUAGAAUAUUAAUCCCAAACCAAAACCACAUUACAGGUCCAGUAGUUUAGGCAUUCGGGCGGCGCCGACACGUCCAAACCCGGAUCACGACAAAAAGAGUAGUCGUCCACCACCUCCACUGGAGCAGCCGAAGCUGCAAAUUGCGGAGGGAGCGUUGCUGCAGCGGGCGCUAUUGCCCAGUAAUGUCAUGAUGGGCACACGAUACCGCAGCAUCGACCUGGUCCAAUACUUGCUUUCUGAUGUCGCUCGCGUGGACCACAACCACGGACAUUUGGACACCAUGCCAACGCAAAAGCAAUACUUUCUGAGCGGCUUGUCGAAGCGCACCGAAUUCAGCGACGUGAAGACUGGCUGGCUCGGCGACGACAUAGGCGUGGAUCAGCUGUAUUGGCUCUCCCGGGUGCAGUGUCUGGUUCCGGCGGGCAAGACUGAGCUGUCUUUUGGAAAGGAGAGCCAUUUGGGCCAGAUUUUGCAAGAAGUGGCAGACCGCGAACAUUGCUUCCCCUGGGGAUGGGAGAUCAAGAUGAGAGAGAAGGAAUCUCAGAAACGCCACGCGAAGCGUGUAAAGUCUGGGCAGUUCACGGAGGAAGAGCUAGAAGCGGAAGCGGAACGGGAUGCGAAAACCGACUGCGAGCAGGCGAAGCAAGCAGAGGAAGAGGACGCGAUUCGCCCACUGGGUGCUAGUUACAUUCUACAUGCAAAUUAUCACGACGGGCCGUCAGCUUCGCGGUUGGAACUGCACGCCGUCUAUGACCGAAACUGGUACGAUCCGCUAGACUCGAAUGAUAAAUGCGGAAUGACCCAGUUUGAGUUUGCGUACCUCAUCGGCUUGCUAGAAUUCGUCGUGAAAGCGCAGACGGAUGCGAUCGCGCGGCCCGGCGUGGUCUUGCACCACCUCGUAUCCGCGUGGAUGCGAGAGUACGAGCGUUUCUGUGUGUACUUGAAAACGCAGCAAAAAGUAGAGAAGGAGCAGCCAGCCGCUAGCAGCAAUCAUGCGGGUACUAAGAGUAGAACUGCGGCCUCUACUUCGUCGUCUUCUGGCGGGAACUACAAGCAAGGAGCUCCAACCGCAUCGAAGUCGCUGUCUACACCCCCACUAGUGCGAGACGAAAACGUACGGACGACCCUGCGCAAAGUCCACCACUGCGGUGCGGAGAUGAUACAUCAAACGAACACCUUCAAAUCAGUCCUGUUCCAACGAACCCACGACAAGGAUGAGUUCAACAGUAUUAAAAACCAAGGCGACAAAAACGAAAGCGACGGCGAAGACGAACAACAACACGGACUGCAACGGGACGACAAAGCCAGCGAGUACUUCAAGAAAUUGGUAGAAGCUCACCAGAGGAAGGUGCAGAAGAAGUACCAGCUACCUCGGCUGCACCGGCUAGGGAUGUUGGUCUGGAUAUCCUGAGUAAAAACGUACCCACACCAUAGUUGUCAUGCAACUCUGCAUGCUUAAAUUGUUUCUCAUGCGGAGCCCCAUGAGAAGCAUUUUCUAAUGCGGUUUUGAAAUUUGUCAUGCUCCAAUCAGCACGAGAUACUAGAUCUGUAAUGCUGCUAAACUAGCUCAAACAGCACUACACUACGCGGACAAACUUGUCAUGCCAAACAACCAAAGCUGGCUGAUUUGUCUAGCAGAUUCCCCAUCCUGACUCUGGUGUGGGUACGUUUUUACUCAGGAUACUGGAACCUUCUGCUUCGGGAAGGCCUGCUGCUGCCCCCACAGCACAUAAAGUUCAACGACAGGUUCAACGACCCGAGUCGGUUGCACGGCAGCUCAGAAUUUGAAAGACUGAUGCAGUCGAUGGGUAUGUAAGAAAUCGCUCACAAGAUCAAAAACUGAUGUUUGUUUUACGCUGUCCUGUUUCGAGUCCAACAGCAACAGAGAGGUUUUUUCAAUAAGUGUG